UGUACAUUCACAAAGAAAAAUGUUCGGAACAUUAUCGGAAGAGGCAGAAGUGAAGGUGCCCGCAAGCAAAGCUUGGGCUCUCUACGGCACUCUUGAGAUAGGAAAGCUCGUCGUCGGGAAAGUCCUUGAAGCGGUCGAUUUGAUUGAAGGCGAUGGUGGGCCCGGUACCAUUCUCAAGCUCACCUUAAAGCCCGGGUUAGGUUUCCCAUAUUACAAAGAGAAGUUUACAAAGGUUGAUAAUGAGAACAUGAUCAAAGAAACUGAAGUAGUGGAAGGGGGGUUUCUUGAUGUUGGAUUUACCUUAUAUAGGAUAAGGUUCGAGAUCAAAGAGAAUCCAAAUGAUGAUACGGGCUCAUCUUGUCUUCAGAAACUAACAAUCGAGUACGAUGUUAAGGAAGAGUUUGCGGCUAAUGCUUCUUUUGUCACCAAUGAGCCUCUACUUGGGCUUUUAAAAGUUGCAAACGAGUAUCUUUUGAAAUCUAAUUAACACAUGAAACGGUUAUCAUUAAUCAUGUUUAUGAGUAAUGUAACUGUUACGAAUAGAUACGGAUUAUGUUAAUGUUUUCAAUGGUAUGAGUGAACCGUUUGUAUGGGCUUUUGAUUUAGAGAAGGAUGACAUGUUACAAAAUUAUUAAUUUACUAAUGUUUUUGUUGUACAACAA
This is a messenger RNA of Helianthus annuus (common sunflower), 662 nucleotides long. RefSeq names its product S-norcoclaurine synthase 2. Bases 20 to 487 code for a protein of 155 amino acids. The transcript is spliced from 2 exons. Gene Ontology annotation, molecular function: protein phosphatase inhibitor activity; signaling receptor activity; abscisic acid binding. Gene Ontology annotation, cellular component: cytoplasm; nucleus. The record is from RefSeq and is a predicted model, not a curated record. Gene Ontology annotation, biological process: defense response; abscisic acid-activated signaling pathway. NCBI's taxonomy places the organism in Eukaryota, Viridiplantae, Streptophyta, Magnoliopsida, Asterales, Asteraceae.